Scatophagus argus is the source of this 2285-nucleotide messenger RNA. RefSeq names its product cysteine-rich hydrophobic domain 1 (gene chic1). NCBI's taxonomy places the organism in Eukaryota, Metazoa, Chordata, Actinopteri, Scatophagidae. The transcript has 6 exons. The coding region runs from base 363 to 887 and encodes 174 amino acids. The record is from RefSeq and is a predicted model, not a curated record.
GUGAGACAGGCUCGGCAUUUUAACCACGAAGGUUGAGGCUUGUGUAGGUUCAUGAGUGAUUAGUUGUGGAUGACGUGUUAAUUGUCAUGUGGCUAGACUGGCUAUUUUGGGAGGAGGACUUUUUUUUUUCCUGACUUUGACCUACUACGUCCAUGUUUGUUCGUUGUCCCUGCUGCAAAGUGCAGAAGUUAGCAUAUAAAGCUCUGCAUAAGCGGUUAAUAUUGCACGGGUCGAACACAUCCUAUUAAACCGCCUCGCUUCUGCCUGUUUGAUUUUCACUUUUAGCGCUCGUCACUGUGAACUCUGAGGGGCUCCGCGCGCGCCCGCUCGUGCGUCCCGUGCGCAGCCCCGCAGGAGACGUCAUGAGCGUCUUACUACCCAACAUGGCGGACUUUGAUACCAUUUAUGAGUUGGAAGACGAAGAAGAUGAGCACGUAGUGAGUGAGGAACACUUGCCCAGAUAUUGUCCGGAGCCCGUGGUUAUGCGAGGGGCCGGGCACAUCACAGUAUUUGGACUGAGCAACAGAUUUGACACAGAAUUUCCUUCUGUUCUCACGGGAAAGGUAGCACCGGAGGAAUUCAAAACCAGCAUCAGCAGGGUGAAUGCUUGUUUGAAAAAGAACUUGCCUGUGAAUGUGAAGUGGCUUCUUUGCGGCUGCCUGUGUUGUUGCUGUACAGUAGGCUGCAGUCUAUGGCCUGUUAUCUGCCUCAACAAGAGAACAAGACGGUCUAUUCAUAAGUUGUUAGAGUGGGAAAAUAACCGGCUAUAUCACAAGCUGGGGCUGCACUGGAAACUCAGUAAAAGAAAAUGUGAAAGCAGUAACAUGAUGGAAUACGUGAUUCUUAUAGAAUUCUUACCCAAAUAUCCUAUAUUCCGACCGGACUGAGGAGGCUGUGAAAGGUUGGAUGUGUGGGCCCUUGAAUCUUAUCCUUAGUGCCUUGUAUAUACAGUAUGUUGGAAUAAGGGUCUGCACUGGUGUCUCUUGUGACGACCCUGUACAUCUCCCAGUACCAUGUACAUUAGAAUUUGCAACACUGUCACUUUGCUUUAGAGCGGAUUUUGCACAUUUUCCCAGCAGAACUUUGCGUGUCCCCUUUGUUGCACUCGGAUGUGUUUUUGUUACACGUGACAAAUAAGUAAAACUCUCGAAAAGUGCAUUUACCCCAAAGAACCAUCAGCCUGUAUCCCAUCUAUUAUAUCAGUAAACCCUUGCAAAGAAUGUGGAGCCUCCACCUUCCUUAACAACCCUUGCCUUAUGUAUGAUUUUUUUUAAAAAACAAAAAAACAAAACAAAACAACUCUACAUGUAACAGGAGGAGGAAGGCGCUGGAUAAUUCAACAAGUCUGUAGGUUCAGAUGCUGUUUGUUGGGUUUCCUCUCUUUGAAUCCAGUUCUUUGCAAGCAGAUGGGAUGGUUGAAAUUGCCUAACGUACAGUGUACGUCAUCACCCUGUGUGUUUUCUUUACAUUUGACCCUCUGUACAUGGGAACUAGCUAGUAAAAGAACUUGACCUGUAAAUACCAUGUUAGGAUAAGCUGUACAGUGGUAUACCAUUGUUUACAUAAAGUUACUUAGCUACUUAGUUUUUUUUUUUGCCAAUAUAUUGCUGUACCAUAGUUUUGAUUAAUGAGAGAUGUCUAUGUACCUUUCUAGUUUAUAUGGACCUGUUUACCUUGUAAGCCAUAUAGUUACAAUGUACAUGAUGCCAGAGUUAGGAUUGAUUAUUGCACUUGAGUCCGGUGGAAAGUCAAGAUUUGAGAUGCUGAAUCAUCCAGUGACAACAGCAGUUGUCAUUGCUGCAGUUUUUGCCAACAAAGAUGACAUUUAACGACUCGUGACCUGUUAAAACUGGAGAUGGUUUCAUCUCUGAAGCAGCUGGAAGAUAAUGAUUUGAACUCUGCUCUUCCACUCUUUUAUUUACCAUAAUUUUAUCCCAACUUUGCAUUCAUUUUUGUAGUUUUGUACUCCUCCCCGUGCUGUGUAACACCGAGAUGUGUUAGGAAGUAUGUAAGUCUACAGUACAUGGCGUAAUGAGCAGAUGGUUCUCACGUUUCAGCCGUUCUGUCCAGUGUUAGUGUUACUUUCCUGAAUCAAAGUCAUGAGAUUGCUGCGUUGCAUUGUAUUAGAGUGCCUCUGGAAUAGCUGGUGAACCGCAGAGACGUACAGGUUGAAAUCUUGGAGGUUUUAAGUCCUCCCCUGAGUAUUGUCCUUGUUACAAUUCUUGUAAAUGUUUGUCAUGAUGACUUAAUCCCAAUGGAUAGAGAAAAUAAAUUGUUGAUUUUGA